This is a messenger RNA of Engraulis encrasicolus (European anchovy), 5116 nucleotides long. RefSeq names its product reticulon-4-like. Bases 262 to 3423 code for a protein of 1053 amino acids. NCBI's taxonomy places the organism in Eukaryota, Metazoa, Chordata, Actinopteri, Clupeiformes, Engraulidae. Gene Ontology annotation, cellular component: endoplasmic reticulum membrane. The record is from RefSeq and is a predicted model, not a curated record. The transcript is spliced from 11 exons.
UCCGUUGUCGUGGUCAGUAAUUGGUCGCGAAAUUCUUGCUUGUAUUUCAAUAUUCUGCAGUAUUAGCUUCCAACUCGGUCCCUCAGCAGCUACCUCUCAGCUGCUCCGUGGUGCAAGGUGCUCGUGGCGCACUUCUCUUUUUGUUGGGAGCACAAGUCUUAGCAGACCUACAAAAAGAGAAGUCGGUCGUUCUGUUCUCUGGGAUUAGGAGCAGUUAGCCAUCAACUCGCCAUUUGGGAAGUAACGUUCACGUUUUAAGAGAUGGCAGACACUGAAGAAGUUUCCUCAACCACCCCCAGCGAACAGCCAAAACUUGAGGCAAGCCCAGCGACGGGGGAUGUAACGCCAGAGGCAGUGGCAAAAGUUUCAGAGAAUGGCGAGUUGCCUAAAGAAGUACCUCAGGAAGCACCGGCAGCAGUUGCGGACGUCCCUGCACCUCCAGAAACAGCGCCGCCAGAGCCUGUGACGAGCACCACAGAGGAUGCCACGGAGGCGGUGACUGUAGAGGCAACUGCGCCCGCACACACGGAGGAGCCUGUAACAGAGGAAAAGCCAGUUGUAGUACCAGAACCGGAGCCUGUAGUUGUUCCCGAACCUGUACCAGAACCCGUUGUAGUCCCAGAACCGGCGCCAGUCGUCGUUCCCGAACCAGUGCCAGAGCCCGUUGUAGUCCCAGAACCGGAGCCUGUCGUCGUUCCCGAACCUGCACCAGAGCCCGUUGUUGUACCGGAACCCGUUGUUGUUCCAGAGCCCGUACCUGAGCCAGUAGUAGAGGCGCAUGUGCCUGAGCCAGCACCAGAGCCCCCUGUGGUUGUUAAAGAACCACCAGUAGUAGCAGCCCCACCGCCAGAGCCAGAGCCUGUUGUAGUUAGUGAACCUGUCACUGUACCAGAGGAACCACCUAAAGUCGAAGAACCCGUUGUUGUAGAGCCCCCUAAAGUGGAAGAACCAGCUCCAGCACCCGAACCUAAAGUGGAAAAGCCAGAACCAGCUUGUGAACCAGCCCCUGCCGCCCCUGCUCCUCCUCUGCUGAUGCAAUACUCUGCUGUAUUUGAUCUAUAUGUUUCAAAUGCCUCUAAUCCAACAGAGCACUGGAGUCCUUCAUUGCUAACUUCACAGGAUAAUACCACGGUUUCAAUGGAUUCAGGCAACAAGGAUAACAUGACAUCUGGACUGUCCGCGUUUCAACGGGACCUGUUGGGCGGAUCGGACGACGACCUUCAGUUUGACAUGCAGAAGAACCCAUUCCAAAGCGUCAGCCUGGCCGACAGCAUGAGCACUGGCCUCUCCCAUUUCGAAGACGAGCCUGUCGGUUUCGGUGGUAAGCCAGCCCAGAUGUCUGAGAGCCCGACACCUGACUUGGUCCAGUACGCACAUGACGGGGAUGCGCUGGACAGCUCUCCGUUUCAGAAUUUCGGCAAAGCCUUUGAGUCGGCUCCUGCUCCGUCUAUGCCUCCGGCCCCGGCAGCCGUCGCUGAGCCAGUUAUACCACCUUUCAGCUCCUCGUUGCAGUUUUCCACAACGACUGCGGAGGCUGAGGAGCCUGGCGUUGUGCCACCUGUUCUUCCAGACAUCCUGAAGUCUUCUCCUCUUAACCCAGACAAGCUUGACUCGGGCUCCUCUGAGGGAAGCCCAGACACCAGCCCUAUCCACAGGCGAGUCACUGAGUCUCCAAACAUCCCUAAAGCGUUGUCACCCAACAACCCAUUCGCGUUCGAUUCCAAGAUCUCCCUGCUGAAGGAGAUGGCCGAAGAGACCGAACAGAAGGCAAAGAUAGAAGAAGAGAAGAAGAAGCUCACUCCAAGUCCACUCACAGAGACCUUUGGGGCCUUUGACCUGGUCAAGGAAGCCAAGGACACGCCGGCCGUAGAGCCGCCCAAGAAGCAGCAGCAGCAGCAGGAUGAUGACGAACGAGAUUGGGACCCACCCAUCAAGGACACGGCAAAGGUGGCGGACAAGUUUGAGUGCUUAAGCUUCCCCAGCAGGAAAGUUCAGGAAGAUUCCGACUCCGAGUGCGCCUCAGCUGAUUCUCUGUCCCCGGUCCUGGAGGCGAUGGCCAAAAACCCCACCAGCUUCCAGGUGGAAAGCGAUAAGGUGAAGAUGAUGCCCAAAGACGACAAUAAGGAGGUCGUCGAGGCCAUGGAAGAAGCAUCCGAGCCGGAGGUGUCUUCUGAAGAGUUCGAGUUUGUCGAGAGGCCACCCCGCGGUGCAAUCGACGAGUUUUUGGAAACGCUGGAUUCCUCCAAGUUCUCGAAGACACCGGAGUUCACUUCACGCGAAGAACCGACCUCACGCUUUGACAAGGAAGAUCUCCUCGCAGGCGUGUCCUCCACCACCACAACAAUAACAACAUCCAAGGAAUCGGCGACCAGUCAGAGCUCCUCUUACCUCCUCCUCACGGACCCGUCGGGAAAGUCUUCUCCUCAGCGAAGCAAAGCCGGUCUUGAACUGGGAGACCUCCACGAGUCCCUCUCCAAACCCACUCCGCCUCCGCCUCAGCCCAGCACUGAGACGGCAAAGAAGAGUGUGGAGAGGACCGGCCUGAAGGUGCCCGUUCUGACCCCAGGAGCAGCCAGGUACUGUGGCAUCAAGCUGCCUCCGCAGUGUGAGAUCAGCGAAUCGGCGUCCCCCCCCUUGUUGAACAACAGGUACAUUUGCAACACCAAGCGCACUGUCAGCCUACAAUUGGUACCACCGUUACGUGCCUGUUGGCUUCGCAGUGAGAAGCGCAGGCAAUCCAGCAGGAAGUGCCUCCCUCUCCCGCCUGCUCUGCUGACUGAGCUGCAUGCACUAGAACUACACACAGAAAGCUGGUACUGUGCAUGCUUGGAGGCGCGCAAGAUGGAUGCCAAACGGGUGGUGGACCUCCUGUACUGGCGUGAUGUGAAGACCUCAGGCGUGGUGUUUGGGGCGUUUAUGCUGCUCCUGCUGUCCCUGACAGUAUGCAGCAUCAUCACCGUGCUGUCCUACGUGGCCCUCGCCCUGCUCUCCGUCACCGUCACCUUCAGAAUAUACAAGGGGGUCAUGCAGGCUAUCCAGAAGUCCGACGAGGGACACCCAUUCAAAGCUUACCUGGAGAAGGAUAUGGCACUGUCUGAGGAACUCGUCAACAAGUACAGCGACUCAGCUCUGGGCAAACUCAAUGGUGUCAUUAUUGAGCUGCGACGACUCUUCCUGGUGGAGGACCUGGUAGACUCUCUGAAGUUUGCCGUCUUUAUGUGGAUCCUGACCUACGUUGGUGCCUUGUUCAAUGGACUUACCCUGCUCAUCCUGGGUCUGAUUGCGGCAUUCAGUUGUCCAAUUGUAUACGAAAAGCACCAGACACAAAUUGAUCAGCAGUUGGCUAUGAUUAACAACCAGAUCAAAGAUGUUGUUGGAAAGGUUCAGGCGAAAGUCCCUGGCUUGAAGAAGAAGGCAGAGUGAAGGUGACAUGGCAUGCGGAGCGGAGUGGAGUGGAGUAGUGUGGAGUGGAGUGGAGUGGGGCACGAGGCGCUGCCAGCUGCUCCUGAGACUGUGUGUGUGUGAGAUUGGAGGAAGUGUUGGGGGUGUGGCGGGGGAUCUGAAGCCCUCCUCAUCACUGUUGUUCUCUCAAGUGUUUUCCACCACGAAGAGAUUCCUGACGCCCUGUGGAAAAUAAAUAAAACAAGCCAGGACUCACUUGGGGGGGUUUUCUUUCCUUUUUUUUUUUCUUUCUUUUUUUUUCUUUUUUGGUUUUUAACACUAGUUCAUCAGUGUAGCCAUUUGUAAAUGAAACUACAUGAAAUUCCUUAUUUAUCAGAAGACAAAGAAAUAAACAUGACGCUAGUGUCUGAUGAAAUCGAGGAAGUCCCUUCUCAUUGUCAAAAGGAGUAUGUUUCACUUUAAACUGUCCUGGUGGUGUGUAUGAGCCGGUUCAUUCUCUCUCUCUCUCUUUGUCUCUCUUUCGCUUUCUCGCUCUCUCUCUUUUUUUGUAGUGUCUCACAAUUUAGUGUUUUAUCUUUUCUUUUUUCAUCUUUUUUUAAGAGGAAGGGAUGAAUGGUACCAUGAUGGCAAGUACUGAGCAUUUGUCCAUAUGCUUUUGGUAUGGUUUAGUGAUCUUGUGAUUUUUCCUGUUUUCUUGAUUGACUGUAUAGUGGCCCGACAAGGCCAGACAUGCAUUAUAAUAAUAUAUGUCUAGAGACAAACCAUAUGCUUAUCAAAUUUUGGCUGGCUUUUUAUUUUUAUUUUUGAGUGCAACUGAUUAUACAACAAACUUGAGUUUUUGAAGUGCAUCACCCAGUCCCGGCUUCUUUUUUUAUUGUUUGUGAUGGCUGAGCACGAUGUGAGAACGGUGUUUUUGAAGUCCACAUUUGUGCAUAACGCUAUGGCGCGCAACGCGUUCAGGCCUCAGCACCGGCCUGCGAGUCAUGGCACUGUCGAAGGACUUUUGAAGGUCCAGCUUAACUUAACUUAACUCGUCAUCCAAUUGUCUCUAGUCAUAUAUGCUUUCUUCUCCAAGUGACGGCCACGUCUGACACCCGUUUGCCGUAGAGGUUCACACUGCUCUCUGGGGGCCUCUACUAAGAAGCUGCUUCAGGAGUAAAACAGGUUACGUUUACUCCUGGUCCAGGUUAAAUCACCUAAUAGAAGAGCCUGGAGUGAGGACUCCAGACUCUUCUUCUAUUAGAUGAUUUACCUCUUAACUUAACGUGGUUUACUCCUGAACCAGCUUCUUAGUAUAGGCCCUAGGUCUUGACUGUGGCUCGUGACUUUAGCCACAUCAAGUUGCUUCAUACCACACCAUGCUUGAGUAUCUCUAGACGCCCUUUAGACCUUUUGCCAGAAGAAAAAAAAACCCUUGCAUUGACUAAGCCAUCAUUUCAUCCCAUUGCAGCUGCCUAGUUAAACUCAGAAGGAACACGUUUACAGACUGACUUUUAAUUUACAAUAACUAUAUAUAUGCUGUCUAUCUGUGGACCCAAUAUCUAAAAGCUGCAGACUAAUGUAAACUUGGAAAAUUCAAAGCAUUGUUUGUUAUGCAAGUAACGUUAUUAAUUGUGAAUGAUUCUUCAUACAGUUGUUAUGAACUCUAAUGAGAAUUUGUCUGUGGAAUGCAUUGUGAAAUGUAAACAAGUAUCAAUAAAGCUUCUAGAGGAAA